CUGUGUGCGCUCCAUCCACACAUCCACAACCCCGCGGCUUCAGCAUGAGGCUGGUGCUCCCGAACCCAGGCCUGGAGCUCCGGAUACCAGACUACGAUGAGCUGGAGAGGAUGGAGAAAGAGGACGCGGAGGGGCGGCCGCAGUGGGACAACAAGGCCCAGUACAUUCUCACCUGCGUGGGCUUCUGCAUCGGUCUGGGGAACGUGUGGCGCUUUCCUUACCUGUGCCAGAGUCAUGGAGGAGGCGCCUUUCUGAUUCCCUACCUGAUCCUGCUGGUGCUGGAAGGAAUGCCUCUCUUACUGAUGGAGUUCGCCAUUGGUCAACGUCUGAGGAAAGGCAGCGUCGGCGUGUGGAGGACCAUCAGCCCCUAUCUGACUGGUAUUGGUAUCGCCUCCAUGCUGGUGUCUUUCUUGGUUGCGUUGUACUACAACACCCUGAUAGCCUGGAUCAUCUGGUAUCUCCUCAACUCUUUUCAGCAGCCUCUGCCAUGGGCUCAAUGUCCCCUGAAUGAAAAUGGGACAGAAUUUAUAUCGGAAUGCCAGCGGAGCUCCACUGUGGAUUAUUUCUUUUACAGACAGACUCUGGAUAGUUCUGCCUCCAUAUCGGAGUCUGAGGGAAUCCAAUGGCCAAUGGUGGUUUGUCUGCUGGCGGCGUGGACGAUUGUUGCGAUCUGCUGCAUUAGAGGGAUAAGCACUUCAGGGAAGGCGGUUUACGUCACAGCCAUCCUGCCUUACAUCGUGCUGGCGAUCUUCCUGAUCCGAGGAGCGACUCUGAAAGGUGCCGUGAGCGGGAUCAAAUUCCUCUUCACACCAGAUGCGGAGGAGUUGAUUAAACCAACCACUUGGCUGGACGCUGGAGCUCAGGUGUUUUACGCCUUUGGUUUGGCAUGGGGAGGCCUCAUCUCCUUCUCAAGUUACAACCCUGUUCACAACAACUGUGUGCAAGAUGCGGUGAUCCUGUCUGUCGUAACUGGACUCACGUCAGUCUAUGCUGCCCUGGUGACCUACUCCAUCAUUGGCUUCAGAGCCACUGAGAAAUACGACACCUGCAUCAGUGAAAACAUUGUGAGGUUAUUGAAUAGGUUUGACCUUCCUGAAGACAACAUCACGUCAAGCAACUAUGACGUGGCCUUUAAUCACCUCAACAGCUCCUAUCCCGAUGUCAUUCUUGGACUGGACCUCCAAACCUGUGACAUGCAGAAACUGCUCAGUGAGGGAGUAGAGGGGACAGGUCUGGCCUUCAUCGUCUUCACUGAGGCCAUCACCAAGAUGCCCGGCUCUCCUGUCUGGUCCGUCCUCUUUUUCAUCAUGCUCCUCUGCCUGGGACUCUCCACGCUGUUCGGCAACAUCGAGGGAGUGGUGGUUCCCUUGAAAGACUUGCAAAUAUUUCCCAAACAAUGGCCCCAUGAAGCACUCACUGGGGUGACGUGCGUCGUCUGCUUCAUCAUCUGCCUGCUGUUUACGCAGAAUUCGGGCCUUUAUUGGGUCUCUUUCUUCGAUAAUUUUGCCGGAUCAGUCCCUCUGCUGACCAUCGGAUUGUUUGAGAUGGUGGCUGUCGUCUAUAUUUAUGGCGUGGACAGGUUCAACAAGGACAUAGAGUUCAUGGUGGGACGUAAGCCGUCAAUCUUCUGGCAGGUCACGUGGCGAGUCGUCAGUCCGCUCAUCGUCUUGGUCAUCCUCAUUUUCUAUCUGGUCACUCAAGUGCAACAGAAGCUCACCUACUUAGUGUGGGAUCCCAACUCUGAUGCGUUUCCGGCUCUGGCGUCAGUGGAGUACCCCUCGUGGAUCAACGCAGCCAUCUUCCUGGUGGCCGGAGUCCCCAGCCUGGCCGUGCCUGCGUACGCGUUGUGCAGAUGGAUUUAUGUGUCAUGUAGAAAAAAAACAACUUUCGGAUCUUAAAUCCAGCUAUGUUUUUUUGUUGUUGUUUUUUUUUAAAUCAUACAUUUCACCUUAUACCCGUGUGCUGCUUUGGUUAAUGCAGACACUGUUAUCUCCAUUUCAAUGUUGAUCACAAUUCUUACUGAGAAAAAAAAAUUACAUUUUAUGGUUUUCAAUAAAAAGUACUUUGAUUUCAAUUCUAA
Messenger RNA from Poeciliopsis prolifica (blackstripe livebearer), 2080 nucleotides. Its product is annotated as sodium-dependent neutral amino acid transporter B(0)AT1-like. Gene Ontology annotation, cellular component: membrane. The transcript has 12 exons. Gene Ontology annotation, biological process: sodium ion transmembrane transport. NCBI's taxonomy places the organism in Eukaryota, Metazoa, Chordata, Actinopteri, Cyprinodontiformes, Poeciliidae. The coding region runs from base 45 to 1898 and encodes 617 amino acids. The record is from RefSeq and is a predicted model, not a curated record.